CCUCCCCUCUCCUUCCCUCCUUCCCCCCCCCCCCCCCUCCCCCUCUCCCAUCCUCUCCGCCCCCUCUCCUCCUCCCUUCUCCCUCCUCCCCUCGAGGCAUUCUGAACUCAUUCCCCACGGUGCCUGCAGACCCCAAUUGGCAUCAUGUGGAGGGCUUCAGAGAAGCUGAUGGACACCAUCCGUCACUAUGCCUCGUUUCCCGCAACCGGUGUCUCCCUCAGGCAGAUGGUCCAGUUCGGCGACAGGCCGUCAACGGGAACUCUCUUCCGUGCCUCCCAGUUCUUGUCCGAAGAGCUCCCCAUUCGCCUUGCACACCGCGUCCAGGAGCUGGACGAUCUGCCAGAUGGAUUGAACGAAAUGCCGUCCAUACAGAAAGUCCGCGAUUGGUAUGCGCAGUCGUUCGAGGAAAUCAUCACUCUUCCCCGCCCAACUCUCUCACAAGAAGUCAGAGCUCGCCUCCUUCGCCCUAGCAAACCCAAUGGCCGAGAAGUAAGAGUCCUCGAGGAAGCUACCCGCAAUCCAAGCAUACGCGACGACCGAUAUCGAUCUUCGACAACCUCAAUCCUAAGAGCAAACGGCUCGCUCUCCAAUACUAAUGGAGCCACCACCAUCGGCAAUGGGAACGGGAGAAGGACAGUGGCCGGAAACAGAAGAUACUUCGUAUCCGCCGACGAUGGCCAAGAGUGGCCUCCGGAGCUGAAUGAAUACAACAACAAGUUCUCCAAGACCCUCCAACACAUCAAACGGCGGCACGACGCCGUCGUAACGACGGUCGCACAGGGGAUCCUGGAAUACAAGCGCAAACGCCAACGCAUGCAAAUCGAUUCGAACAUCCAAUCCUUCCUCGAUCGUUUCUACAUGUCCCGCAUCGGCAUCCGCAUGCUCAUCGGCCAACAUGUCGCCCUCACCGACCAAACACACGUCCACCACCCCAACUACGUCGGCAUAAUAUGUACAAAAACCAACGUACGCGAACUGGCCGAGGAGGCCAUCGAGAAUGCCCGCUUCGUCUGUGAAGACCACUACGGCCUCUUCGAUGCGCCCAAGGUGCAGCUGAUCUGCAAGCCGGAUCUGAAUUUCAUGUACGUCCCCGGCCACCUAUCGCACAUGCUCUUUGAGACAUUGAAGAACUCGCUGCGGGCCGUGGUGGAGACGCAUGGGGCGGAGAAGGAGGCGUUCCCCGUUACGAAAGUGAUAGUUGCGGAGGGGCGGGAGGAUAUUACCAUUAAAGUCUCGGAUGAGGGUGGUGGGAUUCCGCGCUCGUCCAUCCCGCUUGUGUGGACGUAUAUGUACACGACCGUUGAUCAGACACCGAAUCUGGACCCAGAUUUCAAUAAGAGUGAUUUCAAAGCGCCGAUGGCUGGGUUUGGGUAUGGGUUGCCUAUUAGCAGGCUUUAUGCGAGGUAUUUCGGCGGGGAUUUGAAGCUGAUUAGUAUGGAGGGCUACGGCACCGACGUCUACCUUCACCUCAACCGCCUCUCCUCCAGCUCCGAACCGCUCCAGUGACAAUUACCGGUGAUGAGGGAUGGCCAGCCGCUCGUGAGCUCCUCGCGACACUUCUACCCGUUGCUGCAUGAUACAUCGCCAUCACCAUUAUCAUUAUCAUCAUCAUCAUCAACCCGCUCGCGAGUGGUAUCCCAAGGAUUGACACCUAUGAACAUCGAAGCUAUCCGACGUGCACGUGCCCACCAGCGAGAUUCGCGCGGGGGUCAUAGCAGCGGUGGUCGGGAGGUCUCGGAGCGUAAGCAGGUGGGCGACGCAGUUAGUUUGGUUAGUGGGGCGGAAGGGAGGGAAGGGCCUAUAGGGAUGAGUACCGUUUGAGUUUGUUUGGGGAUUGUGUGGGAAUGUGCUAGGUGAAUGCUCCCAUGUGAUGGAAAUCGCGCUUCCCUCCCAUUUCCAGCCCCGCAGCUCCUCUUCUGCUCCUCUGCUCUCCCCUGUGCCACAUAUCUGGUGAUUUGGGAACAUCGCUCUGCAUCUUUCAUUUCGAAGUAGGGCUGUAUAUAGCAUGGGGACUUGAGAGCCAGAAACGGAUAAAAUCCCUCUCAGGCCCUGAUUUUCCGUCCUCCUCAUCUCCCCCUUCCACAGCCUCCUACGCCCACGCAGCCAGCUCGUUCUCCCGGCGGAAUAUAAAAUUUUCGAGUGGAUACGAUACAUACAUACUCCGCAAAUACUACUUGCUAUACUCAAGACGCCUUUUGUUUCUCACUCGCCUCGCGACACACACUCACACCGAUACCUACUUCUCGACCUCCACCGUUGUCCUCUCAAUGCGGGCAAAGGGUACAACCCUAGCCACUGAAUCGUCAAGAAUCUACCACGACCGUUACAGGCAUGAGUUCAGCCCUAUCUACGAAGAAAUACACGUGAAAGAUAAAUUCGGCAGAAUGGAUAUAUUUGGAGAUUCUUUACAUCGGAUGGCCCUUCUCCCUAAAUGCCCUUGGGAGAAAUAAAUCCUGGGAAUCUCUGAAUAUAUCAGAAAACUCUGAAGAACAAAACAAACAAGGCCGGGACAACUUUUAACUCACUCACUCACUCAUUCAUUCAUUCAUUCAUUCAUCAAUGUCAAAAAGUUGGAAGAAAGAAAGGGACAAAAGGGAGUUGUUGACAUGCACAAUGCUUGCAUGCGCGUUGCAUUGAGGUAAAUAAAAAUUGGAUUUGCAAAUUUUGCGUGCAUAACUUUUAUGUAUAUAUAUGUAUCUAUAUCCAUAUCUCUAUAUGUAUAGAAAAGAUGCGGGGGGGGAGGAGAUUGAUAGUUAUAGUUCGUGAAAAGGUCCGAUGUAAAAUAAGUACGUACGUACGUACAAAUGAAAUAAAUGAAUGAAAUAAAUAGAUAAAACAAAUAACUAGUGGAAAAUGUCUUUACACUUAUAAACAAUCAAUCAAGGAGUCAAAGAUUAACGGUCAGGGUCGGGUUAGUCAACUAGCAAAACUUGCC
Molecule: messenger RNA, 2935 nt
Organism: Blastomyces gilchristii SLH14081
Lineage: Eukaryota; Fungi; Ascomycota; Eurotiomycetes; Onygenales; Ajellomycetaceae
Product: pyruvate dehydrogenase kinase
Exons: 4
Coding region: 145-1506 (453 amino acids)
Biological process (GO): regulation of glucose metabolic process; protein phosphorylation
Cellular component (GO): mitochondrion
Molecular function (GO): pyruvate dehydrogenase (acetyl-transferring) kinase activity
Source: RefSeq, a predicted model, not a curated record